GCAGGAGGGAGCUGGGGUGGGAUCUGGUGGACUGGCGAGUCUUGUGAGGUGCAUGCAGAUUCUCUCAGUACCUGUUUGCCUGCCCCUUCCCCACAGGGUUUGAGUCAACUGCCUAGCCAGGAUGAGCUGGAGUUUCCUGACACGGCUCCUGGAGGAGAUCAACAACCACUCAACCUUUGUAGGCAAGAUCUGGCUGACUGUCCUCAUUGUCUUCCGCAUCGUGCUGACAGCCGUGGGGGGUGAAUCCAUCUACUACGACGAGCAGAGCAAGUUUGUCUGCAACACACAGCAGCCGGGCUGUGAGAACGUCUGCUACGACGCUUUUGCCCCCCUCUCCCACGUCCGCUUCUGGAUCUUCCAGAUCAUCAUGGUGGCCAUGCCAUCAGUGCUCUACCUGGGCUUUGCCAUGCACCGCAUCGCUCGCAUGCCUGAGUCCUCACGGCGCCGGACACCAGCAGCCCGGCGGGCUCGCAUGCCGGUGGUGCGCCGGGGAGCCGGGCGGGACUACGAGGAGGCAGAAGAUGAUAACGAAGAAGACCCCAUGAUCUUUGAGGAGAUCGAGGUGGAGAAGGAGAAGAGUCCAGAGGGCGGAGAGAAGCAUGAUGGCCGGCGCCGCAUCAAGCAGGAUGGGCUGAUGCGUGCCUAUGUCCUGCACUUGCUGUGCCGCUCACUGCUAGAAAUGGUUUUCCUCUUUGGGCAGUACCUGCUGUACCGCUUUGAGGUGAGCCCCUCCUACGUCUGCAGCCGCAGCCCCUGCCCGCACACCGUCGACUGCUUCGUCUCCCGCCCCACCGAGAAGACCAUCUUCCUCCUCAUCAUGUAUGCUGUCAGUGGGCUCUGCCUCUUCCUCAACCUCUGUGAGCUCUUGCACCUUGGUGUGGGGCGCAUCCGUGAUGCCCUGAGCCAGUCUGGUGGCCCCUCGCUCCCAACUGGCAACAGUCCUGCACCUCAGUACCCCAAGAAAACCCCCAGUGCACCCCCCACCUACCACUCGCUGAAGAAGGAGCUGCCACAAGCCCCACUGACCAACGGCAAGCUGGACUACCAGGAGAGCCUGGCCCAGGGGCGCUUCUCUCUGGCUGGGGCUCCCCCAGCACAUGAGCUGGACCGGCUGCGUGAGCAUCUGCGCCUGGCCCAGGAGCACCUGGAGGUGGCCUUCCACCUCCAGCCCCCUCCCAGGCCCCCCAGCCCUGCCCGCAGCAGCAGUCCUGAGGCCAACGGCAUUGCUGCCGAGCAGAACCGCCUCAACCUCGCCCACGAGAAGGGGACCACUGCCUGCGACAGGACCACGGGGCUGUAAGUGCCACCAGGGAUGACGGCGGUGACUGCUGGAGCGGCUGCCGCCGCCACCAUGGGACAGGCGUCCUGCCAGGAGUGCAGGGUGGAGGAUGCCAUGUGCCUGCCCAGCAGGGCAGUCUGGGCAAGCCCUGUCCUGGUGGGCAGCAGAGGGGAUGGGGGCCAUGGGAUUCAUUCCUACUUAAUUUUCAAAAAGGGAAUAUCUUAUUUUUGUACAUUUUUAUAAACUCAUCAGCGUGUGCACCCUGGCAUUUUUAUACUCCAUCCUGAUAUCCCUUCUGGACCUGUGCUCCCCCAUCGCCCAUUUCAUCCUUUUUUCCUCCUCCCACACCCAUUUUCUGCAGCAUGUUCUCCUCACACCUCCCUGUGCCCCCUGUGCUAGCUGCCACCCGCUGCAGCACAGUCCAGUGCUGUGCAUGUGUGGGUGAUGCUGGUGAUUUUGGUACUGCCCCCAAGGUGUGGGACUUUAGGGGAGCAGGCUGGGGGUCUUCUGACUGGCUGGGCUGAGCUGUGGGACAGAGAGCUGGGCUGGCAUUACACUUGAAGUGGAGGGGAUGGAAGGGGUCCUGGCGGCACUGCUGCUGGAAAGGGCCAGUAUGGCCAUGCUGCACAGCAUCCUGGCACGGGGCUGUGAGCUGUGGGCUGGCCUGCUCAGAAAUGUCUGUGCAGAGGUCAGGGGCUGUCCUUCCUGCUGUCUCCGCCCUAUCCUGGCAGGUCGCCCUUGGACCAAAACUCAUCUCCUCCCACUCUGCCUGCGGGGCUGGGACCCCCCACACAGAGCCAGACCCUGGCCCCACAGUGUGGGGACACAGUGCCCCGAGCUGGGCUCGGCCAGGAGCCAGUGGAGCAUUUCUCAUCAUCUCAGCCUGGGUCACACGGGGACUUUUGUAGCGUUGUUUUUUACUCGGAAAUGAUUGUCACUCUGUUUUUCUUCCUUUUUUUUUUUUUUUUAAUAUCUAUAUUAGUAAAGGCUGAAGACGUUUUGUACUGAA
Molecule: messenger RNA, 2288 nt
Organism: Corapipo altera (White-ruffed manakin)
Lineage: Eukaryota; Metazoa; Chordata; Aves; Passeriformes; Pipridae
Product: gap junction gamma-1 protein-like
Exons: 2
Coding region: 122-1300 (392 amino acids)
Biological process (GO): cell communication
Cellular component (GO): connexin complex
Source: RefSeq, a predicted model, not a curated record